UUUUGCCGGUGUCAUUCGUGACAUUGCAUUGGCUGGAGACGUCUUGGACGUAAACAAAACGAUUAUUAUUGUUAUUUUAUUAUAUUAAAAUGUUUGUCUUAGCCGAAUUAAAAGACACAAUCAGAAUCCCGCCAGAAAUGUUUAAUUUGAAACUGGUAGACGCGGUAAAAGAUGAAAUCAAUAGAAAGCUCGCUAAUAAGGUUCUUCUCAAUGUUGGCUUAUGUAUUGCGUUAAAAGACAUCACAAAGCUUGGUGACGCUAUUAUUCUGCCCGGAGAUGGUGGUGCAUCACAUUCGGAAGUGCAUUUUAGAUACAUUGUCUUUCGGCCGAAUAUUGGAGAUAUUAUAACCGGAAAGAUCAGAAGUUGUAGUAGAGAAGGUGUUCAUAUUACGUUGGGCUUUUUCGAUGACAUUUUACUUCCACCGACUGCUCUGCAACAUCCGUCACGUUUUGAGGAAGCCGAACAAGCAUGGGUAUGGGAAUAUCAUCCGUCUGAAGAAGCGGAGAAACACGAUUUGUAUAUGGAUAUUGGAGAACCGAUUAAGUUUAGAGUGUCUGGUGAAGUGUUCGAAGAGAGUUCACCCGUUGGUCCGCCAUCAAGCGACAAGCAAUUGCAACCGAAUGUCAGCGAAGCCAAAACACCAUACAAAAUUAUAGUAGCGAUAAAUGAGUCAGGAUUGGGUUUAUUGUCAUGGUGGGACCAACAAACCCAGGCGGAGGAAGAUGAUGAUGCUGGAGAAGAGUACGAAGAAUAAGUUGAAAACGGUUUUAAGUUUUGUUUUUAAUUCUUUAAUAUAUUUACUGUGUUUCAAACAA
Molecule: messenger RNA, 816 nt
Organism: Bradysia coprophila
Lineage: Eukaryota; Metazoa; Arthropoda; Insecta; Diptera; Sciaridae
Gene: Polr3H
Product: RNA polymerase III subunit H
Biological process (GO): DNA-templated transcription; transcription initiation at RNA polymerase III promoter
Cellular component (GO): RNA polymerase III complex
Source: RefSeq, a predicted model, not a curated record